AUGGCAGCUUUCAACCUCCACCCCGGUGUCCCCAAGCCUGGGGACCUGAUCGAGAUCUUCCGGCCACAUUACCAGCACUGGGCCCUCUACCUGGGGGACGGGUACGUCAUCAGCGUGACGCCCGUAGAUGAAGGCCCUGCAGACAUGUUAAGCAGUGCAAGGUCAGUGUUCAACGGAAAGGCCUGGGUGAGGAAGCAGCUCCUGAAGGACCUGGUGGGAAAUGACACCUACCGCGUCAACAACAAGUACGACAGCAAGUACCCUCCCCUCCCGGUGGGGGAGAUUAUCUGGCGCGCUAAGUGCUCCAUCGACGAGGAGGUCGCCUAUGACGUGCUCAGCAACAACUGCGAGCACUUCGUGACAAAGCUCCGCUACGGCAAGGCAGUCUCUGGCCAGGUCAACCAAGCCGUUGAUGCUGUUGCCACUGUUGGUGCUGUGGCACUUGCUGCUGGUGCCAUCUCCUUGCUGGCCUGGCUCGGGAGCAGAUCCCGAGAGAGAGAGGACUGA
This is a messenger RNA of Chaetura pelagica (chimney swift), 507 nucleotides long. RefSeq names its product HRAS-like suppressor (gene PLAAT1). Gene Ontology annotation, molecular function: A2-type glycerophospholipase activity; glycerophospholipid phospholipase A1 activity. The coding region runs from base 1 to 507 and encodes 168 amino acids. Gene Ontology annotation, biological process: N-acylphosphatidylethanolamine metabolic process. NCBI's taxonomy places the organism in Eukaryota, Metazoa, Chordata, Aves, Apodiformes, Apodidae. Gene Ontology annotation, cellular component: cytoplasm. The transcript has 3 exons. The record is from RefSeq and is a predicted model, not a curated record.